AUGAGAUCUGUAGAUGCCGGUAGCCUUAUUACCUCCCAAAAACUACUAUCUAUCGGCACUGCGGAUUAUUCAUGCGUGCGAUACCCGCCCGAGUCCGGAUUGCAAGGGCAGAGCCACGAUCAGACUCCGAAUCGAAGCAACGAGAAGAACCACAAUGCGGCAGAGCGCAUCUCUGCUGCAUCACCAUCGCCCUUCAAUCUGGAUUCGAUAGCCCUUCUCACUUCGUUUUUCACUGGGUCGAACACGACUACCCGUGAAUCUAGAAAAGAUAGACAACUUCAUUGUGCAUUCUGGCCUUUGCGAUUUUACGAUCUGCGACAGUUAUUUACGGGCACUGUUUCCUCUUCGCCUUUGCCUCUAUUUCCUUAUAAUAUGUCUGUUCGCGGCAAACCAAUCAUUCCCGCCCCUCCUCGUGUGAUAUCACCGAGCCCCACGCCCUCCGAAACCCAAGGCGAUUCUCAGGAUGCAUACCUCGGUCCAGUCACGCGCUCGGCUGCUAGGCGUCAACAAUCUAGCAACGUAAUACCUCCACAACCCCUCCACGAGAGUAUCGAUGAAGAUUCAGAUCCGGAGCUCCGGAGGGCACGGACGAGAUCACGAAGCCCCAUAAAGACCCGCAAAGUUAGUGGCCUCACUUCCACUAAAUCCGGCCGUGCUUCCAAACCAAAACCAAAAGACAAUGAAGAAGUUAAGGUCAAGGAAGAGAAGGCUUCUAAUGGACAUUUGGCACUACCAGCACCUACAUCGUAUGGCUGGGAUUGGCGCGAUUUCAGUCGAAGUCCAAGUCCGCUCGGUCUGAUACCCAUACAUCGACAUUUCAAGAUAUUUAUUCACAAGCAUGAAGUUCCAAGGAAGGUAUUACACGUAUCGAUAGGAUUCCUUGUAUACUGGCUCUAUGUCAGUGGCACCCAAACUUCUGCAGUCACUCCCUUUCUAAUGGGAGCUCUUAUCCCUAUUGCCACUACGGAUUAUCUGCGUCAGAAGAACGAGUCAUUGAACCGAUUCUAUGUUAGAUGUCUAGGCGCGUUGAUGCGCGAAUCCGAGUAUAAAGGUUGGAACGGUGUCGUUUUUUACCUGCUUGGCGCUUGGAUUGUCCUUUAUUUCUUCCCGAAAGAUGUGGCAGUAGUAUCUGUAAUGCUAUUAAGCUGGUGUGACACCGCCGCGAGCACCUUCGGUCGAUUAUACGGAAGAUAUACGCCAAGAAUCCGACGAGGCAAGUCCCUAGCUGGAUCUCUAGCUGCUUUUCUUGUUGGAGUGGCUACAGCUGGAUGGUUCUGGGGUUGGCUCGCACCAAGAACUGGUCCGUUCCCCGGGGAUGAAGCACACCCUUUUAUGUUCAAGGGUAUAUUGCGACUCCCAGCGUUUAUUUCUAAUGCGCUCGGUUAUUCCGAGUCUGAAAGCGUUAUUGGUGGGCCUGUUGCGCUUGGAUUGUUAAGCCUAUGGUCGGGCUUAACGGCGGCGGGUAGCGAGGUGAUUGACCUCUUCGGUUGGGACGAUAAUCUUACAAUUCCCGUGCUCAGUGGUAUCGGGAUCUGGGGGUUCCUCAAGAUUUUCGGAUAA
Hypoxylon trugodes is the source of this 1560-nucleotide messenger RNA. RefSeq lists its product as uncharacterized. NCBI's taxonomy places the organism in Eukaryota, Fungi, Ascomycota, Sordariomycetes, Xylariales, Hypoxylaceae. Gene Ontology annotation, molecular function: ATP-dependent diacylglycerol kinase activity. The transcript has 2 exons. Gene Ontology annotation, biological process: phosphatidic acid biosynthetic process. Gene Ontology annotation, cellular component: endoplasmic reticulum membrane. The record is from RefSeq and is a predicted model, not a curated record. Bases 1 to 1560 code for a protein of 519 amino acids.